Messenger RNA from Moesziomyces aphidis, 1476 nucleotides. NCBI's taxonomy places the organism in Eukaryota, Fungi, Basidiomycota, Ustilaginomycetes, Ustilaginales, Ustilaginaceae. The record is from the annotation of a GenBank genome assembly.
AUGUCGCCCUUGGAACCCUACCAAUCCGACGCUUUCCGCGAGAUGCGCAAACGCGUCCACUCGCUCUCCACGCCACCCACCGCCUCGCCUCCACGCACCCACAAACAGCCCUCGUUGCCACCCUCUGGCACUACUUCGUCGGUCUUCGUACCGCAUCCCGCACAUAUUCAAUCCCUCAAGUCUCCAUCGCCUUCGCCACCGCUGAGCGAAGCGUCGCCUCGCUCCUGCCCUCCCUCGUCGUCCCAGACGCCCCUCACCCAGGCUUCGGAUUCAAGUGCCAGCAGCUUCGACGACAUCCACAUGCAUCAGCAUCGCCGUUCAAGCCGCCGCGCCACACAUAAAGCCCAUGCUUGGUCGGGCACACACCGUCGCUUGACUGGCUCUCGCAGCAACCUCGCUCAGAAAACGGUCUUUUCUGAAGACGACGUCUCCUCGCACAGGCUCGCCAAAAGGAAUCGCUCGCAGGUCUCGCCAGUGCACUCGAAGCGCAGGCUCUACGCUGGACGAUCCACAUCCGCCUCUCUGCCCUUGACUUCCCCCUCGUCCCUGCCUUCCGUUGCCUCAUCAUGGCGUCGAGCUCUCAAACGUCAACGAAAGCGCCACUCCGACACGGCGCACGCUAUCCGCAAGGCACGCGCAUCCUCCCGAACAGAGACUCGCGGCCCCGACACCCAAAGUCGGGCAUCUGCGGCAGCUGAGAGUGUUCCGCGACUGGAUGUGCUGCCCGAGCUGCGUCUGCUCUCGGCCACGCGCACCGCUCCCAUCGGCUGGACGCGCAUGGCAAGCAUCUCUAACCCGCUCGCACACACGCUCGAAAUGUACGACGAGAGCAAUGCCAAGCGCGCUCCUGAACGCCAGCGCUUCUGGCCCAUCGUAGACCACCAGCUCGACUACACAGGCGCACGCAUGCUCUCGCUCUCCUCCGCAAGCAACGGUCGGCUCCAGCUCGGCACCCACUUCACCAAGGCGGCCAUCUCGCUCCCCAUUGACGAACCAGUCUCGCCCAAGUCGGGCGUAGCCCCGCUCAUGCCCUCCCACACGCUGCCUAUGCAGCCCGGCAUGGCUUCGUCCGACGAGGACCGUUCGCCACUCACUCCGGGAGCUUGUGUCGAGCCUCCUCGCGCUUCAACCACCGUGUCACGCUACGCGCGCGAUGCCGUGCGCAACGAGCCGGACCGCAAGCCCAGCGUACAAUUGUCCCCGUCCGCUACGCUCGCCGCCAUGAUCGACUUUACGCGCGCACAGCACGACAGGCGCCAGCGACAGAGCGCCGCGCACGUCGGCGCCGUCGUCGAGCCCGAGCGGAACGCGUACGGACAGCCGCUCCGCUCGCCCCUCAGCCCGCCCGUCGCAUGUGCUCUCGCGCCCCACGCGCCCCCGCGCAUCGCUCCGCGCGCCGCGCCCACCAAGGACCGCGACUACUUUGGCCACUGGGAGUCGUACCUCUGCGGCUACAGCAAGGAGUCGACCUUCUAG